Molecule: messenger RNA, 611 nt
Organism: Oncorhynchus gorbuscha (pink salmon)
Lineage: Eukaryota; Metazoa; Chordata; Actinopteri; Salmoniformes; Salmonidae
Product: protein S100-A1-like
Exons: 3
Coding region: 169-474 (101 amino acids)
Cellular component (GO): cytoplasm
Molecular function (GO): calcium ion binding
Source: RefSeq, a predicted model, not a curated record
UUUAAUAAUAAAUAACACAAGGAACAAAACAAGAAACACGAGUAGCGUACAGACAUGAAACAGUGAAACAGAAACAAUAACGCCUGGGGAAGGAACCAAGAGGAGUGGCAGAUAUAGGGGGGUAAUCAGGGAGGUGAUGGAGCACAGUGUAUCCUUCUCUCUGCAGCCAUGCUGUCUCAGUUGGAGAGAUCCAUGCAGUCCCUGAUCACGGUGUUCCAUCGCUAUGCCGACAAGGACGGUGACUGUAACACACUGAGCAAGAAGGAUCUGAAUGAACUCAUGCAGUCAGAACUGGCCAGCUUCCUGAAGUCCCAGAAGGACCCAGCCGCCAUAGACAAGAUCAUGAAGGAUCUGGACCAGAAUGGUGAUGGGAAGGUAAACUUUGAGGAGUUUGUCUCCCUGGUGGUGGGCCUCUCCAUCGCCUGUGAACAGAUCUACCAGCUCCACACCAUGAAGGCUUCUGCCAAGAAGUGAAGGAGGACAGGACAAGGAGAAAGAGGAAGAGAAGCAGAGAUGGAUGCUUUUCUAUAUGUCAUUUUGCUUUUCUAUAUGUCAAAUAAGUCACUUUAUAAGAAGUCUUACUGUUGUGAAUAAACACUGGCUUUCCCGCU